Messenger RNA from Acaromyces ingoldii, 1106 nucleotides. RefSeq lists its product as hypothetical. Gene Ontology annotation, molecular function: oxidoreductase activity, acting on the CH-OH group of donors, NAD or NADP as acceptor; NADP binding; NAD binding. The coding region runs from base 84 to 1064 and encodes 326 amino acids. The record is from RefSeq and is a predicted model, not a curated record. Lineage: Eukaryota; Fungi; Basidiomycota; Exobasidiomycetes; Exobasidiales; Cryptobasidiaceae. The transcript has 2 exons.
CCCCCACGGUGAAAAGUGAUCUGAGUCCAGGCGCAGCUUCUCGCCAACACAAAGGCCCGUGGCUCCCUCAUCGAAGACCACUCAUGGUUGCAAUCAUGUCGCAAGCAAGGCUUGGCUGGAUCGGGCUUGGGACGAUGGGCCUCGCGAUGGCCUCGCACCUUCAGCGGCACCUCAACGACGUGUCUGGGGAGCCGCUUUGCUGCUGGAACCGGACACCGGAGAAAGGCGCGCCGGUCGUCAAGCUGGGCGCUCGGAUGGUGUCAAAUGUAGAGGAGGUGGCUAAGCAGUGCGACGUUAUCUUUCACUGCCUUUCUGACGAUGCCGCCGUCAAAAGCAGCUUGACAAGGAUAUUGGCUGCUCUAAGAGAGAAAGAAGGGCAAAAGAAGAAGAAGCAGAAGACGGUCCUGGUGGAGCUAUCAACGGUUCACCCUGACACAAUCGCGUGGCUUGCAGACGAGGUGAGCCGAGACAACAUCGCAGGCAUCGUGUCGUCACCCGUAAUGGGCUCUGCAUCCGCUGCAGAAAAGGGCCAGCUGCUGGCGCUCGUCUCGAGCACGGAUGCGUGUUCGGCCGACAUAGUCAAGCCAUACCUCGAGGGCAUCGUGGCGCAGCGGGCUCUGUUCUUGGGCUGCGACGUCUGCAAGGCCUCGCAGCUCAAGCUGGUUGCCAACAGCCUCCUGCUCGGCAUCACCGAGGCCGUGUCGGCAGCGCAUGUCAUGGCGCAGAAGGUGGGCGUCGGCAGUGGUGCCCUGCACAGCCUCAUCGAGGGCAUGUUUACGCCCGCUUCGGCUCUCUACAACUACUCGGAUCGCAUCGUCUCGGGCGCAUACAAGCAACCAGUCGACGGAACGCCGAGCUUCCGCGUCGAGCUGGCCAUCAAGGACGGCAAGCACGCUCUUGCCCUCGCCAACGGAGUUGGCAUGGAUCAUCAGGCCCUGAAGCUGGCUCUGUCACACCUCGAAGAAGCGCGCAUGGCCGUUCCCCUGAGUGAGGGCCAGCUCGACAGCACUGCCAUGGCCGGCGCCAUCCGCGUCCGCUCUGGGCUCACUUUCAAAGACGAGUAGCGCUGCAUCCUUGCAUGUAAUUAUCUGUAUCUCCAACGUGUG